Messenger RNA from Rhincodon typus (whale shark), 2779 nucleotides. Its product is annotated as probable ATP-dependent RNA helicase DHX35. NCBI's taxonomy places the organism in Eukaryota, Metazoa, Chordata, Chondrichthyes, Orectolobiformes, Rhincodontidae. The record is from RefSeq and is a predicted model, not a curated record. Gene Ontology annotation, molecular function: RNA binding. The transcript is spliced from 19 exons. Gene Ontology annotation, cellular component: catalytic step 2 spliceosome; intracellular anatomical structure. The coding region runs from base 66 to 1922 and encodes 618 amino acids.
AGCUGGGCUCCCCAGCGGUGACGUCACAGUGAUUGGCAGAUCUCCCGGUGACCUUUCACACCAAGAUGGCGGCCCCCAUGCUAGUGCCGAAGUUUUGGAAACCAGGUACUGAGGGACCUGGAGUGAGUAUAUCCGAGGAGCGAAUGAGUUCUGCAGAAGCAAGUGGCACUGCAGUGAUUUACAAUCGAUAUGCAUCCCUCUCCAUUGAACAACAGAGGCAAAAGCUUCCUAUCUUUAAGAAAAUCAACGAUGUUGGUAUUCACUUAUGUGACUUGGAGUCAAAGGACAAAAGACAAACUACCUGCUUCCAGCUAUCUGUAGACAAAGGUGUUCUCCUGUUGGAUGAAGCCCAUGAGAGAACCUUGUACACAGACAUAGCUAUUGGCUUAUUAAGAAAGAUACAGAAGAAGAGAGGUGAUCUUCGACUUAUUGUGUCCUCCGCUACACUAGAUGCAGAGAAAUUUCGGAGCUUUUUCAAUAUGAAUGAGACCACCGACCCUAGUAAGGACACAUGUGCCAUCCUGACUGUGGAGGGACGGACAUUUCCAGUUGACAUAUUUUAUACUUUAAGUCCAGUCCCUGAUUAUGUGAAAGCUACAGUGGACACAGUCACGAAAAUCCACCAGAAUGAGGCUGAUGGUGAUAUCCUAGCUUUUCUCACUGGCCAGGAGGAAGUGGAGAUGGUAGUUUCCAUGGUGAUAGAGCAGGCCCGUGCUCUUUCUCGCAGCGGGAUGAAAAAGCACCUCCGUGUUCUCCCAAUGUAUGCAGGGCUGCCUCCUGGCGAACAGAUGAAAGUCUUUGAAAGAAUGUCCCCUAACUGCAGGAAGAUAGUGGUAGCCACAAACAUUGCAGAAACCUCAAUCACUAUUAAUGGGAUUGUUUUUGUCAUCGACUGUGGCUUUGUGAAGCUGAGAGCCUACAAUCCCAGAACAGGUAUCGAAUCUCUCGUUGUAACUCCAGUCUCCCAGGCAUCUGCAGCUCAGCGAGCAGGGCGAGCAGGCCGAAAUCGCUCGGGAAAGUGCUUCAGACUAUGCACAGAGGAAACCUUUGAGAAACUGCCGGAAUCCACAGUGCCAGAGAUGCAGCGCAGUAACCUUGCUCCAGUCAUACUCCAGCUAAAAGCACUGGGUAUUGACAAUGUGCUGAGAUUCCAUUUUCUGUCUCCUCCACCGGCCCAGUCAAUGGUCCAGGCAUUGGAACUGCUUUAUGCCCUAGGAGGUUUGAACGAUCAGUGCUUCCUUACUGACCCUCUUGGCUUACGCAUGGCUGAAUUUCCCUUGAAUCCCAUGUUUGCUAAAAUGCUGCUGGAGUCAGGAAACUUUGGGUGCUCACAGGAGAUUUUGAGUAUAGCAGCCAUGAUGCAGAUACAGAAUGUGUUUCUGGUACCCCCAAACCAGAAAAGUGCAGCGGUAAGAGAGCACAGGAAGUUUGCUGUGGCUGAGGGAGAUCAUCUCACAAUGCUGAACGUCUAUGAGGCCUUUGUUAAGCACAAUAAAAACUCUCAGUGGUGCCAGAAGCAUUUCUUAAACUACAAAGGGCUUAUUAGAGCCACUACCGUACGUGAGCAACUAAAAAAGUUAUUGUCCAAAUUCAGAGUGCCAAAGAAAUCGAGCGAAGGUGACCCAGAUCCUAUUCUGCGAUGUAUUGUUUCAGGCUUCUUUGCGAAUGCUGCUAAAUUUCAUUAUUCUGGAUUCUACAGGACCAUUCGAGAUGAUUAUGAACUUCAUAUUCAUCCAACCUCUGUAUUAUAUGGAGAGAAGGAACCACAAUGGGUCGUGUAUAACGAGAUCAUCCAGACAUCCAAGUAUUUUAUGAGAGAUGUGACUGCGAUCCAAUCUUCGUGGUUGUUAGAAUUAGCCCCGCACUUCUAUCGAAGAAGAACUUCCAUUUCUCAGAGGGUAAAGAAAGCUCGAGUUACCUGAUUGUUCUUGCGACUCUACUAUCGCCUGCAAGUGAUGGGUGAAACAGCUACUCGCAAAGCCAAAUUCGACUUGUUUUCCUCAUCUGUUCAUGAAUGAACUUCGCACCUCAUGCCAUCAGAUUAUUUAUUGAAUAAAAUUAAAAAGUGGCAUUCAUAUUGAGAUGUCCAGUCUGCAGGCACAGAGUCCUGUUGAUGUAGCCACCAAAGGCAAGGCAUUCAGUUGCAUUUAUGCUUAUAUCUCUAAUUUGCUGGUUGGUUCUGUUUGAUUUUCUUGGGUCUGCAGGUUUAGAAAGGAUUGUUUUUAGCACAGUUGCCUCACUUGAGCCUAAGUUCUAAAUCAUAAUACCAAGAUCUGCUUGUAUCAGCAAAGUGAGAUAUAUACAAAUUAAAUGGAAGCAUGGAUGUAAACUCCCCUGAUACGUGGUCCCUCAGUCUCCACAGUACACACUUAUUUAGUCAAUAGGACAAUAAGCUUGUAUGUGCAUUUUUAGAUUAACCUAUCUAAUAUACAAUGAGCAUAGUCUCAAACUGACGCAUCAGUGGUCAAGCUGUGAAGGUGAGAACAUUAUAGACUCCAGUGCAAAGUACCUUAUAAAAAUAUCUCUUAGGGAAUAAAUACACACGGCUGCUGAAAUCUGGGCUUCCAGGGUGAUCGUGGGUGUUCACAGUCACAAUAGAUGCAUACUUUCUUGUUCAUCGUUUAAUCUUCAUCUUCUUCUAUGAAGAAAAGUGCUUUCAACAACAGUUGUGAAUGAGUAUGCUGCCUAGGUCCCUUCACAUUGUAAGUAUUUGUGAUGAUGUGUUCCUUUCCAACGUUUUUUUUAAAACACAGCAAAAUAAAUCCAUGCCUUAAGUUCA